This is a messenger RNA of Guillardia theta CCMP2712, 543 nucleotides long. RefSeq lists its product as hypothetical. The transcript is spliced from 5 exons. The record is from RefSeq and is a predicted model, not a curated record. Bases 1 to 543 code for a protein of 180 amino acids. Lineage: Eukaryota; Cryptophyceae; Pyrenomonadales; Geminigeraceae.
AUGGUCAUCAAUGCGACGCUCUUCUGGGAUGAGAAGGAGGAGAGGUUCCUCGAGAAGCCCCUCAUCCUGUCGGUGGAACGGCACAUGAGCAACAAGAAGCACGAAGUGUUGGGUUCGCUGCAGUUGGACCUCUCAGAGCAUGUUGACAUCGAGAGCGAUUCAGAAACCACCAAGAAGAUGAAGCUGAAGCUGUCCGAGGGAACUUUCAAGUCUAUGAGUGUUGAGAUGAUGGUUGAGAUAAUGGUUGAGAUGAUGAUCGACUCAAAGUUUUCGCUUGAUCGUGUUGUGAUGCUGAUGGAGCAAUCAGGGGCCAGCGAAGAUGAUGACCUGGAGGAGGAAGAGGACGAUGAUCACGAGGCCAAGACGAGCAACGCAGAGAAUGAUUCAGACAAGUCGGACGCAGAGCAGGAGGUUCGUCACAUGGCGACCCUCCCUGACCUCGUUCUCAUCCCUUGCAAGCAGCAGGAGCAGGAGGACAUGGUGCAGUAUAGGAGACGGCGUGCUCCAGCGCCUCAGAGAGAUCGAGAUCCUCGUAUCCCCUAG